UGUCCGCGUGUUGUCCGCCGCCUUGUGUCUGUAGUGUCUGACGCGCAAACGUCACAGACGCACUUGAACUUGAAUCCCAUUCUACUGAGUGAAGGUAAACCCCAACCACACGCACCCAAACACGCGCACAAAACACAGACUGUAUUUAGUCUGCGCGCGCGCACACAAUAGCGGGUUCCUCCCAGGCAGAGCCUCUUUCAUCGUGUGAGUCAACAAGAAGUAGCCUCGACACUAUAUGAAACUGGGAAACAUUGGACCUGCUUGUUGGACGAGAAGGAGGAGGUGUCUUGUCUGCCCGUCUGCUCUCUCUCUCUCUCUUUCUCUCUCUCUGUAUUCUCUCUCUCAGUCAACGAGGCUACUACCACCGGAGCCAAGAGUUGCCGUUCCGCGCACUAAUGCCAAAACGCGCAGGAGGAGCCGGUGCCAAAGGGUCAUUUUAGCGCACCACUGCUGAAAUGGAAGGACUGUAGGGAAUCCUAGACUAAACACCAGCCAUUUGACCCCAGGUAAUAUAAUCAUAUCAUCAACAUUUAGUAAAGGGAAAGCAGCCAAGUAAGAUCCAAUACCCAUCACCGGUGGAGUGCCGCGUACUUCAUCUGUCACAACGGUCGCUGCAGAGGUGGGCAGUCCAGGAUUUUUGUCUGCAAAAGGUGCAUUGCCAAACAUCACCUUCCUGCACCCAUAUCAACUCAUCGGCCGCUAGUAGCCAAUUGAUUUCUAAAAUUCUUGGCUUCCUCAACCCAGGUGUUAACUCCCUCAGAAGACACUGCAGGACACAGUGGACAAACUGGUCUUCCAUCUUUAUUGCGCUCCUGUCCGACUUUCGAACGCAUAUCAAAGUUGCAGCUGAAGACAGUGAAAGGCAGAGGGAUUAGGAGAAGGGAAAGUUGGUCACCUGCGACCCAGAGAGGACCGACACCACGGUUCAAGCCGACUCCAAGUGCCGUUCACCGGGCGAUGCCAGAGUAAAUGCCGGGGCAAUGUCCCGCCGCAAGCAGGUGAACCCGCAGCACUUAUCGUUGACACACAGGGAAACAAUACAAGCAGAAGCCAAUCAUGAUCCAGGGGCAGGAUCUCCAUCUCCAGAGCCAUCAACCCCCAGCCCUCAGAGGGCAGGACCUGGAGAGCAUGAUCUGCUGACCUGCGGCCAGUGCCAGACCAACUUCCCUCUGGGCGAUAUCCUGGUUUUCAUUGAGCACAAACGUCGUCUUUGCCGGGGGCCUGGUAGCAGAUCAAGGUCAUUCUCCAAGCCUGGUGAGAGUGGCGGGGUCACAGGCAUUCCCAUCUCUCCUGGGUCCAGGUCACUGGAGCUUGGUAGAGGGUCCAUUCCAGUGGAGGUGGGUGUCCAGGUGACCCCCAGAGGAGAAGAGGAUGAAGAGAGGAGGCUGACGCCAGCAAAAGGAACCUGCCCUAAACAGGAGAGAGGAGAUAAAGAUGAGCCAUCCAGCUACAUCUGCACCACCUGUAAGCAGACCUUCACCAGUGCCUGGUUCCUGCUUCAGCAUGCCCAGCACACUCACGGCAUCCGCAUUUACCUGGACAACCACCUGGCCAACUGCUCCCUCACUCCCCGCAUGGCUCUGCCUCCACCUCCAGGUGCUGAUGUCUUGCCCCGUUCCCCUCUCCCCACUUUCCUCGGUGACACCAACAACCCAUUCCACCUUCUCCGCAUGGCUGCGCCACUGCUCAGGGAACACCCCCCUCCCCCAGGAUAUAUGGAGACCCGGCUGCCUGCGACACCUCCCUUUGUCAGCCCUCCACCUCCCCCAAGACCCCCUCUAGAGCGACUGGGCCCAGAGGAGAUGGGGCUGCUCUCCCAGCAUCCCAGUGCCUUUGAGAGGGUGAUGCGGAUGACCCCCAUGGAGCCUCCCUCCAUGGACUUCUCUCGACGGCUGAGGGAAUUAGCAGGCAACACAACCAAUAAUGGGGGGCCCACACCUCCUCUCUCACCUAACCGUGUGCCACCCAUGCACCGCCUGCUGAGUCCAACCCUUUUCCAGCCUGGUGCCAAGCCCCCAGCAUUUCUAGCCUAUGCCCCACAACCACCCACUUCUCAGGGGGGACAUGGUUCUUCCAGCCCUCUUGACAGCCAGGGUCAGCACCAGGCUGCGGGGAAAGCCAAAUCCUGUGAGUUUUGUGGCAAGAUUUUCAAAUUCCAGAGCAACCUGAUUGUCCAUAGACGCAGCCACACAGGUGAGAGGCCGUACAAGUGCCAUCUAUGUGACCAUGCAUGUUCCCAGGCAAGCAAGCUCAAGAGGCACAUGAAGACACAUAUGCAUAACAAGUCUGGAUCCAUGAGUGGCUCACCAGAACAGGGAAAUAGAGGAGAGGGAGGAGAGGGUGAAGAAAAGAAUCGGGAAGGAGAUUCAAGAGGGAUAGGUAUGGACAAUGAGGAGGAGGAGGAGGAUGAAGAGGAGGAAGAAGAAGAGGAGGAAGAGGAAGAGGAAGAACUGCUGAGGAAUGGAAGUCGGCCAGAUUCAAAUUUAAGUGAGGACUCCCAGGAGUUUAGGCAGAAUAGGGAGAAUGGCCCUAGACAGUCUCCCGAGGAGAAGGCCCUGAGUGGGGAUAGAGUAAAUGACAGUGGUGGAGUGGGUAUCAUGCACCCGUACAACCAUCUGGACAAUCACCUUAGACUUAACCCUAAUAAAAGAAGCCUGGAACGACAACCUAAUGGAGAUGGUGGGGAGAGGGGUGAAGCUGAAAGAGAAAGAGAGAAUGAGAGGGAGCAGGACAGAGCUCGAGAUGAGCUGGAGCAUCAGAGGCCUGUGAUGAAUGGCAGAAUUAGUGUAUCUGAAGCAGACUCAUUCCCUGGGCUGUUCCAGCGUCGGCCCACCCCCAUUACCAGCCCAAGCCCCUCCAACAACAAGAGGAUCAAGAUUGAGAAGGAACAGCUGGAACUUCCCCCAACCAUACCCCUUAUAUCCCCGGAGAAUGUCUACUCUCAGCUCCUGGCUGGCUAUGCUGCUUCACGCCACUUCAUCAGAGAACCCUUCUUGGGUUUCUCCGAUUCCCGCCAGUCACCAUUUGCCACCUCCUCUGAGCAUUCCUCUUCAGAAACAGGGAGCCUGCGUUUCUCCACCCCACCUGGUGAGCUGAUGGAAGGAGGGAGCGCCUCUGGCCGCAGUGGCAGCAGCACUCCUCACCUCCUGCGGGGACCAGGACCCGGCAGGCCCCCGAUCUCCAAGGAGAGAAGGAAUGACACAUGUGAGUACUGCGGCAAGGUGUUCAAGAACUGCAGCAACCUGACCGUGCACCGACGCAGCCACACGGGGGAGCGACCCUACAAGUGUGACCUGUGCAGCUACGCCUGUGCCCAGAGCUCUAAGUUGACACGCCACAUGAAGACCCAUGGGCAAUUUGGGAAAGAGGUAUAUCGCUGCGACAUCUGCCACAUGCCCUUCAGUGUUUACAGCACACUGGAGAAACACAUGAAGAAAUGGCAUGGUGAACAUUUGAUGGCCAGUGAGGUCAAACUGGAGCAGGCAGACAGAGGUUAAGCCAGCAACCAUUAGUUAUACAGCCUACAGUGUACAUUCUCCAGAACAUAUACACAAAAGCACACACACACACAUGCUCACACAAAUUUCGUACAACCACUUCUUCAGCCAAGGGGCUUGGCUGGAUAAUCUCUCUCUUAAAAAAAAUUAAGACUGAUUGAUGUUCAUCUUUUUUCUUGUCACAGAAACUGCCACCUGAGAAUAUAAACAAAUGGAAACUUUAAUGAGAACUUGUCUGGAAUGCCCAACUUGGUAUUUCUUGGCAAACUGUCUGAGGAUUUUAUCAGUUAGGAAUCCAUGGAGCCUUUCUACUGUGCAAUAAUUUCUGUAUUUAUUGGAUUUUUGUAAUGAUAUUUGGCAUGUGCAGGUACAUCUUUGUGGGAUUUCAUAUGGAGUUAGUUUUGAAAUGUGCUAAAAAACAUUUUUUUUUCUAAAAUGCGAUAACUGGAAAGAAGUCACCCUUAAUACAAAUUUUCUUUUUUUUCCCUCUAAGGAAGCUUAUUGUCAAGUGAGAGUAAAAUUGUGUGAAGCAGUUAGAUUUUAAAAGUAAAAAUAACUGUUUUCUCUAUUGACUGUAGCAGCGGACUACAAUCCAUUCCCUCAUACAGGCCUAAAGCACUGAAUGUCAGUCUGACAAUAAAACAUCACAGUGGAUUUUAAAAAUCCUUAGAGACUGGAUAAGUUACUUUUAAUUUAUUCAGGGAAUUUGUCUAAAUAUUGGCUUGUGAAUAAUGUCAAAAUGCAGUUACUGUAUUGCUGUCCUUGAGUCAGUUAGGACAUAAAUAGAGGUUGCACUUAAUGGAGGUACCCUUAACUGAUGCUCAGUACAUUCCCAGUGUAGGAUUAAACCACCAUAUUUAAUAUGUUGAAUAAGUUAAGACUACUUGUGAUUAAUGUGACAAGGAGAACAGUCCUGUUUAUGGUUUGUAAAUAUAUCCAUUUUUCAAAAAUAUGUUAAAGUAGCCCCAACAUAAAAGAUGGCCUAAAACUAAAUAAUCAGACAACCAGCUGCUUGCAUUAUCUACAGUACAGGCUACGUGUAACUACCAUACAUUAUUGCUUUAUCAGACCCACUUGAUUACCUCUCCCACUCCCCCACCCCAUGUGUGCUUAUUCAGAGGCAAUUUGUUAAACGAAAGCUACUUCAACAAUGUACCACCUUCUGAAUCGUUCUCUAUCUCUCUCUUAUGUCUGUCAUGCCAUCUCUUUUUGACCUGGGUUGACUUCCUGCAUCCCCUUAGGAACCACAAAAUGGUUUCAAAUGAAAUUCAUAUCAGUAUGUGUUAGUGCGUGUGUUCUUCUCUCCGCAGUGUGCUCUAAGCCUCUCUCAGACGGCAUCUUUUCACAGUUCACUAGCUCAGAUUCAUACAUUAGGGCAGCUUUUUUAAAGGGGAAGCCUGUUCAUUCGCCUCACAAAGUGAUACGGGUUUAACUCCCAGUAACAGAUUUUGAGACAGUGUGCGUGUUCGUGACUUUUGGGAUUACGGUUUUUAUUUUCUGCAUCGUUCAUUCUGAAAUGAAUCUGGUGGGGGGGAAAAAAAGGCUAUAUGAGUUAUGAUAAUUUUGAGCACAGCUGCACUUGGGGAUGGCCAGGUGACCUUGAGUAGGGGCUAUUCUUAUAGUAAAAAUGAGAGAGUGGAACUGAGAAAUGAAGAGAUGUGAGAAUGAAACGGAGAGAGAGCAAGACCUUGACCAGAGAGAAGAGUCAUUCAAAUGAAAUUGGAAGCAUAUGAAAAAGUGUUUUACUUUUUUUCUUCUUCUUUGUACCGAAAUGUACAUCUAGUGGCCACAUCUUAUAACGGACCAUCAGAGUGAGACAGGAUGAGCCUGAGAGGAAGGGAGACAGCAAAGCCACAUGAAAGGAGAGUGAGAACACGUCUUUCAUUUUAAUACUGCAAUUUUCAAUCAUCAAAAUCAUCCUCCCUUGAAUGUUUGACCUUCUUUUUUUGCCUAUUGUCAGACUUUAUGUGAGCCAUUUUGUUUUAUUGGAUAGAAGAAUAUACUGUCCCUUCCCAUGCAAAUUCCUCUUUUUUUUGUGAUUUUAGAAAGGACACCAUGUUAAGCUCACAGUAAGCUAUUCAUUUACCAUAUAGUUCAGUAUAUUUUAGUGAAUAAACACGAAAAGUGAGCUGAAGAACUACAUUCAACUUGCUUAUACACGUUGAUGCAUGAGUGCAAAAAAUCUUAAUCUUGUUGUAAAUGCACAGUGUGUUCAUUCCAGGAAAACUCAGUUCCGAGUGAGGCCAAAAUGAGCCAUACAGCUAUGAAAUAUGUCACAUCCAAAUGAUGAACUGUGGAACCCAGACAGAGAUCCAAAUAACACACAAAUGACACAUGCAGUCUUACAAUAUGUUUACAGUGUUAAAGUAUGCCAUUAAUGAAAUACUCUGUGUAAGUGUUUAAGAUGAUAACAAAGUAUUGUUUUCUCCAAUGUUCUUUCAAAUGUUUUGAAUGGCAUAGCAGUUUUGUAUAAUUACCCUGGUGGAGGGAUUUUAUCUUCAUGAAUAUGUUUCUGUAUUAUUACUUGUUCACUGUUAUGGGAAGACCAUUUAAAUGUAAUAUUACAGAAUCAUGCCAGAUUAGAAUUUUUUUUUCUAAUGAGAGUGGUGCCAUUUUGGACUUUUGGCUUCAAUCUUUUUUUUAAUAUUUGUUCAAAUUGGUUUCCUGUUGUUGGUGAAGCAAUCCUUCACGGAUGUAUAACAGAAUAAUUUAAAAAAAAUGAAAACAAUUAACCUAAAGGAGGAAACUUCAGCAGGGGAAUGACAGUGGCUUGUUUGGGAAUUCUUUUCCAAAUCAAUUCUAUGAGACAUUCAUGGACAUUAUGUUUAACAUUGUUUUUCCUCAUGGUUGCUUGAAGGUCUCGUGAUGGCACUUAAACAACAAAUACAUUUUCUGUCACUUUUCACAAC
This is a messenger RNA of Monopterus albus (swamp eel), 6406 nucleotides long. It is a transcript of the gene bcl11bb, whose product is annotated as BCL11 transcription factor B b. Gene Ontology annotation, cellular component: nucleus. Bases 981 to 3497 code for a protein of 838 amino acids. Gene Ontology annotation, molecular function: DNA-binding transcription factor activity; RNA polymerase II cis-regulatory region sequence-specific DNA binding. Gene Ontology annotation, biological process: positive regulation of transcription by RNA polymerase II. Lineage: Eukaryota; Metazoa; Chordata; Actinopteri; Synbranchiformes; Synbranchidae. The record is from RefSeq and is a predicted model, not a curated record. The transcript is spliced from 3 exons.